This is a messenger RNA of Aspergillus pseudotamarii, 512 nucleotides long. Its product is annotated as nucleoside deaminase. The coding region runs from base 18 to 512 and encodes 164 amino acids. The record is from RefSeq and is a predicted model, not a curated record. NCBI's taxonomy places the organism in Eukaryota, Fungi, Ascomycota, Eurotiomycetes, Eurotiales, Aspergillaceae. The transcript has a single exon. Gene Ontology annotation, biological process: purine nucleoside catabolic process. Gene Ontology annotation, molecular function: guanosine deaminase activity.
CGACUCCCCACCAUAAAAUGUCUCCCCUGACCGACGAGCAAUUAUCCGCAGCCGCCAACGCAUGUCUGGAGCUGCAGAGAACCGGCCAAGACAUCCACUCAAAACGGCCGUUCGCCGCGUUGCUUCUGGCACCGGAUCAUACCACCGUUCUGAUGUCCUCCUUGUCGCUGUCGCAUGUCAGACACGCUGAGGCCGAACUAGCCCGCAACGCGGCUGAUAACUACGCGUGGGACUAUCUAGCCAAAACGACUCUCAUCUCCACUUGGGAGCCUUGCGCAAUGUGCGCGGGUACGAUUUACUGGGCAAACAUUGGACGUUUGGUGUACCUGGCGUCGGAAAAGACUCUCCAAGGGCUCAUCGGUGAGGGGAACACUGAGAACCUCACACUAGAUUUGCCAUGUCGAACCGUCUUUGCAAGUGGCCAGACGAAAGUGGAAGUCAUUGGGCCCGUGAGUGGGUGGGAGGAGAAGGUGGUGCAGGAUAGCCAAAGGUAUUGGGGAAAGGAGAAGUAG